UAUACCAUGCAUACUAAUACACUAAACCAAAUAAUGCAUCAUAACUAAUACAUUCUAUUUAGCAUUAUUUUUUUAGACGCCACAAAACGACCCGCUUAUAAUUUGAAUUGUAAUGCUUUUCCGAAGCUGGAGUUUUUGUCAUUUAGUGUAACAAACAAACUGCAAAACCGUCGGUCCGUUUUUUCCCCUGUGUUUGAGUUGGUUAGUUUCUGCAAAAAAUUCUUCAGUUAUGGAAAUGGAAUACGAAAUCGUAUGUUUUGAUUCAUUCUUCCACUUACCUGCUCCUCUUACUGAAGCUCAAAAACAGGUUUUGGCGUUUCUGGAGUCUGCUUGUGCAGGGGAUGUUGAGCUUUUCAAGAAAUUGGCAAAGGGACUAGAUCAUGAUGGGAAAGGGUUGGCCGCUACGGUGGCGGGUGUAAAGGAUGCUGAGAAAAGAGGGUCAUUGCACUUUGCCGCUGGGGAAGGAAAAAUUGACUUGUGCAAGUACUUGGUAGAUGAUUUGAAGAUGGAUGUCAAUGAAAGAGAUAAAGAAGGUGAGACUCCUGUUCUUAAUGCUGCUAGGCACGGACACACUGCUACUGUCCAGUACCUCAUAGAUAAGGGUGCAGAACCUGCAAUACUCAGCACCUCAGGGGCAGCUUUGCAUAAUGCUGCAAGAAAUGGACAUAUUGAAUUGGUUGAAUUCUUUCUGUCGAUAGGUGUAGACAUUGAUUUGCAAAGUGAUGUUGGCACACCACUUAUGUGGGCUGUAGGUCACAGACAGAAAGAUGUUGUUAAGGUUUUGCUGGAUCAUCAUGCCAAUUUUAAUCAAGUAGGAGAUGAUGGUAUGUCUCCUCUGCAAGCAGCUGUGGCAGUCGAUUCUUUUCCUUGCGUGGAACUGUUAGUAAAGGCAGGGGCUAAUGUCAAUGUUAUGACUGGUGAAGGAAUGUGGUGUGGUGAAAUGACUCCUUUGCUCGUUGCUGCUCGUAAAGGCAAUGCAGAAAGUGUUAAAUGCUUAUUACAAGCUGGAGCUGAUCCUAAUUUCACUGAUCAGGAUGGUUACAAGCCAAUACAUUUUGCAGCUAGAAGUGACAGUCGGGAGUGUGUUGAAGCUUUAUUGACCGUCACAUCAGAUACUUGGGGUGUUUGUGAAUGGACUGUGGAUGGAGUUAUUGAGUUUAUGAAAUCUGAACAGGGAAUAACAGAAGCUGGCAGGCAAGCAAACAAGCGCCCUAAGAAAGAUUUACCGGAGGUGAGUCCUGAAGCAAAGAAGAAAGCUGCAGAUGCAAAGGCUAAGGGAGACGAGGCAUUUGACAGGAAGGAUUUUGCUGCGGCUAAAGAUGCUUAUACACUGGCAAUCAGUUAUGAUCCAACUGAUGGCACUCUGUUUUCCAGUAGAAGUGAUUGUUGGUUCCACCUGGGGCAAGGUGAAUCUGCCUUAACUGAUGCCAAGGCCUGCAAAAGACUUGGACAAGAUUUGGCAAAGGCUUAUUAUCGGGAAGGUGCAGCUCUACGUCUAUUGAAGAGGUUUGAAGAAGCAGCCAAUGCUUUCUAUAGGGGCAUCCAGAUCGACCCUAAUGAUGAGCUCAUAACAGCUUUACAGGAUGCUGUUGCUGAGAGGGAUGCUGAGACUGCUAAAGAAAUUCACGACACGGGACUAGAAUUAAGUUGUGUGUCAUACAAGAGUUAGAAAGCACAUAAUGACAGAACCAAGUAGCCACUUUUUUUGCCCUUUUCUUUGGUAGUUGUAUUUUGAUGGUUUUCUCUCUAGUGAUUUUUUCUGCUGCAAUUUAUAGACUCACUAUUUUUGUUAAUCUCAACUUUUCCCUUUUGCC
Messenger RNA from Solanum pennellii, 1814 nucleotides. RefSeq names its product ankyrin repeat domain-containing protein 50-like. Bases 230 to 1669 code for a protein of 479 amino acids. The record is from RefSeq and is a predicted model, not a curated record. Lineage: Eukaryota; Viridiplantae; Streptophyta; Magnoliopsida; Solanales; Solanaceae. Gene Ontology annotation, molecular function: protein binding. The transcript is spliced from 13 exons.